Messenger RNA from Porites evermanni, 26404 nucleotides. The record is from the annotation of a GenBank genome assembly. NCBI's taxonomy places the organism in Eukaryota, Metazoa, Cnidaria, Anthozoa, Scleractinia, Poritidae.
GGAGAAGCGGGAACAAAGAUGGACGAACGCAUACUUUCGAGGUUUAGGAUUAAAGUCUUGGUGCUCUAACUAUUCUGCGUUAACUAAGGUAAUGAAUCGCUUUUUUCCUCUUUUGUGUCUGUUUGUCAUAACUUAGUUAAUUUAGGUGUAUUUUAGACGUGGAUCGAUCAUCGUAAGAUCUUUUGAUUUUCGAUGGCCACUGUCUCUGUCAGUGCUUGCUGCAUGCACAGUGCUUUGCACUUUUUGCGUGAAAUAGUUAGUCUGCCGUUGCAUUAGAUUAUUUAUUAAAAUUGUUUUCCGCCAUCGGGUACUUGAUCAACUUUGAAACAUUUGUGUUUAGAUAACUCCCAGCACAGUUAAGCCACAACCAUAAGAAAAUAAGUUAGAGAAAUAUUAAAUACGUUUUCAUUCACACUUUUGUCAUUCGCUAAUAAACUCUCAAAGUUAAUUUCAACGGUGUGGAAGAGCUAAUUGUUGUAUUUCAGCCAAUGGCAAGUAUUUUCCAAUCUAAGCGUGAUAUAUAUCCUAUAUUCAAGUACAUUUUGUGAUCCAAGCACAAGUAAAAACAGAGGCAGUUAAUCUUUUAAACUGUAUAGAAAUGUAGUGAUCAGAGGAAUGGAAAGUGACUGUUACAUCUGGGUUGGUAAAAAGUUGUUCAUCUGUUUAACAAGUAGAUUCCAUGUUGCUACAUACGUCUGUUCAGUAAUAGAUCACUGGUGGCGCAAAAUGUGUCACUGAUGUUUAACCACAUUUUGAUAUCUUUUAUAAUCUAUUAUUGAACAGACGCAUGCCGACAUGGAAUCUAUUUGUUUUAUAUGUUGAACAGAAAAGGAAAAACAACAAACUUGCCUCAUAUGGACUGACUGUUCGAGGAUUCUCUGCCAGUUUGAGCUUUUUCCAUGUCACAAACUGCUACGUUUCAUUGCUGCUUCUUGUUUUUCUCUUUUAUCUUAUUUGUAGACAGUUUCUCCCAAACAUUUUUAAUGUAUGCUAAUGAAGUUGAAACAAAGGAAAAGUAAAAAAUUACCUGGGAUGAAAAAUUAACUACAACAUUUAAGUUGUAAUUUAAUUUUAUCCUUGACUCACUUUUUUUAUUUUUCUGUGUUUCAAACUCAUUAUCAUACAUUACCAUACCUAAAAAUAAAUUUGACCUGUAACAGUAUAUGUUGUGGUUCAAUUUUAUCCUUGGUUUAAAUUCUAUUUCCCUUUAAAUUCAUUAAAUUCAUUAACAUAUAUUAGCAUACCUCAAAACAAAGGCAAAUAAAAUUUGAACCAAGGAUAAAAUUGAACAACAAAAUACAUUUAUAUACCACAGUAAGACAGUAAAUGUUUUUCUUUUUUUUAACAGAUAGUCAAAAAUGUCUUCUUCAAGUCCUGCUUCUGUGACAUCUCCCCAAGAGUCUGGGCCAACAAACAUUGUCAAGAUGUUUACUACAUAUACUAACAUCUUAACAGAGGCCUCUAUGCGUGAGUACAGAGGGUGAAGGGGGCAAAGGUGUGGAUACGGGAGUGGGAUAGGAGGUAGGGGGUUGGGGGGGGGGUAAAACUAGCACCUAUCAAACCUAGUCAUCAGUUUUCUGAGAGGGUAGAGGGCAAAUCUACAUGUAUAUUUUCUUCAUUAAAUAUUUAACAAUUAUUCCAUGAAUGCGCAUUGGAUAUGAGUUGGCUAUAAACAUCUUAUAUCCAACAAGCGUAAGUGGAAUAAUUUAUUGUUUUAUUAAAAACGCCUUCAAAAUAUCAAGAAUUAUUCCUGACUUUAUUUGUAUAAACAACUGACUUUCAGCUUGUUUUUAAUUUUGAGCAGAUGCACACAGUUACCAUAUUUGGAGAACAUGGUAUGAUGGCUCAUAUACCAUGAUGGCUAAGCCAAUCAGAGCUCUAGAAUUGCAUUAUCCAAUGAUUCAGUUUUUAAUGACGACUGUUAUUGUAUUUCACUUGCACACAUCAGUCCUUGAUUUAGGUUUCCAGCUCACACUUUGCUUCCCCUUCUUGUAAAAAAAUUGUCCACUUCUUUGCCUUUAGCUGAAGAUAAAAAGUUAAAAGCUGCCCAAGAAAUCAGUGAAAACUUUGAGGUUUGUAAACCUUUGUAGGUUUAAUUUGUGGAACAUGUAUUUGACAGUCUCAUUAAUUAGAACAAGAUGAUUUAACAGUUUUUGCUCCGUGAUCCUUCACAGAGCUUCUUACUGGUCUUUAUGGCAUCAGCUAAAAGUACAUGUACUUUAAAUAAUUGUGCAACGUCGAUACAUGGAACUAUUGAUGCACUUCAAUCAUAAGUGUUUUUAUAGCAAUGCAUUGAUUACAAAUUUAAUAUCAUGAUUGUUUUGUUCAUUAUGAAUGGUUAUGAUAGUUUUCAAUUAACAUCUUGUUGUUCCUGGGUACUUUUAUAGGAAACCAAAGAGAAAAUAAAAAACAAAAGACUUCCUAGCUGUUUAAUUUCCUGUCUGUACUAGCUGCAUAUAACCACUUACCUGAAAUCUUAGUGGCAGUCCUGUACACUUUCUCUUAAAAGGAGAAAUGUCCUUCUAAGACACCAUCUUGGUAGGACAAAACAAAAUUUUGGUUGGACAUCACCGAUUAAAAGGUUGAACUUAAUAUCCAAGUUAAAAUUACUGAGCUAUUACAUCCUCACGAUCAAAGCUUGUACAGAUAAACUACUGAAUGGCGGUGUUAACCCUUAUGAAACAGGCCGUUUAAUUUUUGGGCAGAAACUUUUGUCAUGUAAUGAAUAAUGCAAUUUUAUCUUCAGACGCAUUCUGACUACUACUCUGUAACUUGGGUGGUAGUCUUUCUAAAGGGAAGGGAAACAGGAUUUUGCCAGCACAAAAAGUGCAAGGGGACAUGUACACACUAUGUUGAAAAAAAUUUCCAGACAUGAAGUGCAAACAUAGCUGGAAUUUUAUUGGACACUUGCAAAUUUUGGUCUGGCAAUGUCUGAUACUGACUGUUAUUUGCAGUCCUGGCACUGGCGCACAGUUUUUCAUUAUUUAAAAUUUUUGUUUCCACAGAGUAUUGUACAGUCAUCAAGUUAUUCAGCAUUCCUUGAACACUCAAUACCAAGAUUUUUACAAUACCUUAGGGAAGGUAAGAAGAACAACAUGAAUUGAAAUAACUUUAUGAAAUGAUUCAAAUUUUGAACUGCUGAUAAAGAUAUAAAAGUGAACAUGAUCCUCUUAGUUGAAUGAACAACCUAAGCAGUUGAAAAAGAACCUGAAAAAUUCAUGCUUGAAUUUUUUUACAUGCAGAUGUUACGGGUCAAAAGAAAAUUCAUGUUAAAAUUUUUAACUUGUAACAUAGACCUAAUUUUGUACCCGUAGCCAGGUACAUGUAAUAGCAAGGCAGUCAGCCUCUGUAGAAACAUUGUUAAUAGUCAUUACUUACAAGUUGUCUGUUUUUCGUUGAGAGAGGAUUAACUUCUGACAUGUAGCACUAAAAUUAAAUCUUAUUCGUUUUAUUGCUGUAAAGGGAGCAGUGACAUGAAUUGCAGCUAAAAAUAAAAAAAAUAUAUUUAGUGUUAAUCUUAUUAUACUUCUUAAUUCAGGAGAACCACAGUUUGUUGCAGAAGUUCCAGCACAGGUAUGGUAACGUGAACACCAAACUACAGCAACUAAACUAUACCAUCUACACUAAACUAACAGCAACUUCCCCAACUACAGCAACUACAACAACUCCACCAAAUUAAACUUUCCCAACUACACCAAGUUACAGUUGAAUGUUUCCACAAUGGCCACCUUGGGGACUGGAGAAAGUGGCCAUUAUAAAGAGGCAGCCAUUGUAGAGAAGUUUAAACCAGAGUUGAUGUAUGGACUGUUUGCCAGCCGGGACAAAAAAAAUUGACCGUUGUGGAGAGAUGGCCAUCAAUGGAGGCUCCACUGUACUUUAAACUACAGCAACUAAAACUACAACUGAACACCAAACACAAGCAAUUAUGUUAACUUAAUAUUGUUCCUCUAAAAUGACAAGACAUAAAUAAUUUAUGAUGAUAUUCGUCUGUACUCUGGUAAUCUUGGAUCUAUUACCAAAUUUCCCCAUGAAUAAUAAUUAUUUAUUAUAAAAUUAUUGCUUUUUUUAUCCUUCUUUAUUUUUUCUUUUUUAGCAACUGAGAAAACUAUUGCUUGAGAUUCUUCAUCGUAUUCCUACUAAUGAUCACUUGAGACCUCACUUCCAGGUAAGUAUGGAGUUCUAAUAAAGUAAAAAAAAACUUACAUGUAAAUAUUUGAAAUUGGGAUAGUUUGAUAGUUUAAAAGAACAACAUCUGAAACGUGUACUUGCCAAAAACUAGCGUUGUGGGGCAAAUUGUCUAGCCAGUACUAGUCCUGUUUUGCUCUGAUGACUCCAUACAAAUCCUUCUAAAUUUGACUUGGUUCCCAAUGUUAUGAACUGAGUCAUCAAAGAAUAACUGGGCUAAUAUCUCAAAGGCAAUCUGCCCAGGAAUGCUAAUUUUUGGCAAGUAGGCCUUUUGGAUGUUGUACUUUCAUAUUACCCCCCAAAAUCCCAUAAUUUUCACAAAUUCAGGACUCUACAAAUGUUGCUUGUCUGUGUGGCAAUUUUGAACCAUUGCUUAAGGAGAAAACUUACUAAUUUCAAGGAUGAGAAAUAACAGACUUAUACAUCCCUGUUUCUUUUUUUUAUAGUCCAUACUUUCUCUGAUGUUUUAUCUGCUUGAGGUAAGCAGUACAGUGUACGUGCAUGUAUGUUUAUAACAGAACUUAACGCGUGAUCGUGCUUUAAUAUACAAAAACUAUUCCUCUGAAUAAUAGUAAUGUAAAAUGAUCCAAUUCAAAGUACUGUAAUGAAUUUAGAAAUGGGGCAGUUUUCCCCAUCUACUUUAUUUGAACUUUAUUACAUGUAGCUAUCUGUUUGAAUUAUACAAUGUAUGUAAGCUCCUGCAAAAAUUUAACAGUUACUGAAGUACAAUGUAAGACUACAAGGGAAAGAAUUCCUUCUUCUAGCUACACUGUAAUGCUACUGUACAUGUACAUCCAGGUGCAACAAAAAUUAAUGUUGAGUCACUCUUGAUGUCACUGUAGCAUGUCGCGCGCGAUCAUGAAGGCUUUUAUUCUCGAACAUCCUAUCAACCAAUUGUUGACCGAAAAGUAUUUUAAGUGCCUCAGAACAAAGAAUGCCAUGAAUCAAGGCUGCCCUUACCACUACGGUCAAUUUAGUAACACAAGUCAUGGAAGUCACAUACUUUUCUUGCUGGUCAAGAAAGUCUAGAAUUAAGACUGAAACCCCUGAAAAAAUUGUUACCUGCAGUGCUUUGAAAUGUACCAGUAAGCAUUUAAAUUAAGUAAUCAGAGUGAAUAGCUGUGGAUCAUACUCUCUCUUUUUUCUGUAUUUACUUCCUUUUCUUGUGAGCAUCGGCUUGGAUCACAACUUGCGUACUUUUGAAACAACUUAUUUGAUUUUAGUAACACUUCAAGUGGUUGCAUGGGUAAGAAGUGUUGCUUCAAGCGGUAAAUUGUACUGGUUACCGCCUGAUAAGAAGAACACUGGAAAAAACGGGAGGGGAGGAUCACAUGCUAAAGAUAAUGGACUGGUCAUUUACGGCAAGUAGCCCAAAAGUGUGACCUCAUUUAAUUGAUUCACAUAAGGAAUUAAACAAUCAGAACUCGAGGACAGUUGCCAGCUGGACCUGAUUGGAUUAAAUCUGCACGAAAGAAUGUGAAUAAAUUAAAAGCAGUCAGACUUUUGGGCUCUGUACUGAAAGUCGAAACACGGUACAUGGUCUCAACUAUUUUUGCAUCUGGUUGUACAUGUAGCCUUGCCUUGCUUUGCACCCCUAUUUUCUAUUAAAAAUAUUUUGGUUAAUUCUUUUUCACUUCAUUAGAUUGAAAAUGAAGAGAACGUGUUAGUUUGUUUAAGAAUCAUUAUUGAGCUUCACAAGCAGUUCAGACCACCACUGCAGUCUGAGGUACAGUAUAGUAUUAUGUCAAAUAAUUCUUACAUAAUCGUGAACAUAAGUACCAUUUUAUAAUAAGUAGUCGUCUCACGAUGUAUUUCCCUGUUGAACAGUGUUUUAUUAUCAUUAUCAAAUUUGUUAAGAAUAUUUUUGUGGUCAAUUAUUAUUAUCGUUCAUAUUCAUUUGCAACAGAAAGAACAGAAGGGAAAAAAUUGGUAGUAACAACCAUGAGUGAUGGUUGCGGUAAAAAGCUGCUUUGAUCUUAAACUGGAUUCUUUCAUGGACUCUUCUCUCUGCUGUUGUUCAAACCAGAUGUGGGUGAUCAAUAAGAACCUCAUGACCCUUUUUUCUCAAAGCACUAGGACCGUAAAACAAUCUUAAAUGCAGUAUAAUUGGUGAAUCAUUUAAUUUUGAAGCAGUUCUUACAAGCCAGCUAUUUUACAAUGUAUAUCACUAAACUUUGUCUUCUACACAGUAGUUUAACGUGUAUCCGAGUUAUGCAAGUUAAAAACAGCUUUGUUUUGUACAGCUGGAGGGGAUAAGUAUCCACUAAUAUAUUAUUAUUAUUAUUAUUAUUAUUAUCUUUACAGAUACAGCAUUUUCUACAAUUUGUGAAGACAAUUUACAAAGAUUUACCAACAAAUGUGGUAUGAUGAUCUACACAUUCAAGUACUCCAUGUUUACAAGACAGUGUGAUUGGAAAUCUGUUUUCGGUGUUUUCUAAACCAACAAAAUAAACAGCAAAAUGAAGCAGUCUUUCUUCUUUAUUUUUUAGAAACAAUUCUUUGAAGUUGUGCCAAUAUCAGCCACUGGGUUUUUACCAGCUGAGAACAAUGCUGGUGCCACCACUCCCACCAUCACUAACCCUGGGUUAAGCACUGGAGCCGCAUCUACCACCUCGCCCCUGAAUACUGGAGAUGUGGGAAGCGGAAAAAGUUCUCAACAGGUUUGUAUGUUCGGCAUGAUGAUAUUUUUUAUAGUUUUAUCACAGAUGGGUAAAAAUGAUUAUUUAUGUAUGCUAGAGGAUAUUUAUUUAUUUUUGUGGUGUUGUGUUUGCCUUUUUCAGACCACAAUUCCCAAGGCAGUAAACUCACUGAANCCAAUAUCAGCCACUGGGUUUUUACCAGCUGAGAACAAUGCUGGUGCCACCACUCCCACCAUCACUAACCCUGGGUUAAGCACUGGAGCCGCAUCUACCACCUCGCCCCUGAAUACUGGAGAUGUGGGAAGCGGAAAAAGUUCUCAACAGGUUUGUAUGUUCGGCAUGAUGAUAUUUUUUAUAGUUUUAUCACAGAUGGGUAAAAAUGAUUAUUUAUGUAUGCUAGAGGAUAUUUAUUUAUUUUUGUGGUGUUGUGUUUGCCUUUUUCAGACCACAAUUCCCAAGGCAGUAAACUCACUGAAAGUCUUGGCUGAGUUACCAAUCAUCGUGGUUUUAAUGUAUCAGGUAAGUAAUAAAUCACCUUUGGACUUAUUUGAAAGACUUUUAUGGUCAUCCUGCUGGCCACAGGUAUUUUCCAGGCAGUAACUACACUCUUCUUGUAGCUCCGAUAAUAAACAAUAAUUGUUGAUUAUUUUUAAUUGUUUAUUAUUGGAUGACGUUUUUGUGAUUAGAUAUCCAGAAUAAUCAAGGUGGUGGGAAGUGUUAUCAGCUGAGCUGAGGCUGAUAACACUUAUUGGGAUGUUGAUUAUCUAGGAUAUCACAAAAACUGAAUCUGUCAAUUGUUUUAUUGUACAUUGUUUUGAAGAAAAUAACAUCAAACACACUGUCAAUAUGACGUUGCUCUCAGAAAUAAUAAUUUGUGUAUGCAAUCUACAGAUUAUUCACUUUUAUGUAAUAUAGAUUUGCUAGCCGAUAACUGACUAAUCUGUAGGUUGAGUGGAUUUCCAAAAUCAACUGUAGGCUCUUUACCAAUGCGAAGACAGAUAGUGAGUACAAUGUUUAAUGCAUGUAACAUUCAGUCUUUUGUAGCUUUACAGUGUUCAGUUGGUCUUUGAGUCACUUCAGAAAAUGGGUUUAAGGUUUUAAUGGUGUAAUUUGGGUAGACUGUUUAGUUGCUACCUCUGGUAUUGCUGGCUUAUUAUCCAGGCCCCAGUUGUUGGCAAGGUGGAUAAUGCUUUCAACUCUGACAAAAUCUAUCCAGUGGAUAGCGAAAUUGGUUUCUAUAUUGCUUUUAACUAAGUUAAAUUUUAUCGGCUGUCAAUGCAGCUGUUGCCUUUGACCCGAUUUAUUUUUAUAGAUAGAUGUUAUUUUUUUUUAUUUAAUUAGCUGCUAUUGAGAUAUUAAUUAAUUAAUUUUUCUUUUAUAUUGUCAAACACUUUUAUCAUGAGCCCAUGGCUCGGGGGAUUGGGAGACCACCCCCUGUGUAUCUGACAUUAAAUAAAUUAUCUUAUCUUAUGCUUGUCCAGUGGAUAGUGAUUUUUCCAGUGGAUAGUGCUAUCCAUCAUUAUAACAACCUGUCCUAGUUCUGUUGAUGUAGUUGUUAUUGACGAUCACAACUAUAAAAAAACUAUUAUUCUGUUUUCUUUUGCAGUUAUACAAACAGAAUGUACACAGUGUUGUGGCUGACUUCAUCCCACUGAUAAUGAACACAAUCAUUCUGCAGCCGUCCCUUACUGCAAGGUGAGAACUGAAGAAAUGCGGGUUGACAUUAAUUUUGUGACAAGUUAUGAAGCACUAGAUGUUCAUUACAUUUGUUGUGUCAAACCUGGACUAUUGUAAACAAAUUUUCAAUUUCCAGGAAAUCUCCAACUUUCAAUAAAGAAGUGUAUGUAGACUUUGUUGCGGCACAGAUCAAGACACUAUCUUUCCUAGCGUACAUUAUCAGGAUUUAUCAAGACAUGGUCAAUACCUACUCACAGAACAUGGUUGGUGGAAUGCUGGGUCUUUUGCGGUACUGUCCACAAGAAGUCGCCCAUCUGAGAAAGGAGUUACUGAUUGCAGCCCGACACAUUUUGGCUACAGAUCUAAGAAAUAGUAAGUGGAAGGAUAAGUGAUAAUUUUGAAUGUUUGAUGCAGUGNUCAAACACUUUUAUCAUGAGCCCAUGGCUCGGGGGAUUGGGAGACCACCCCCUGUGUAUCUGACAUUAAAUAAAUUAUCUUAUCUUAUGCUUGUCCAGUGGAUAGUGAUUUUUCCAGUGGAUAGUGCUAUCCAUCAUUAUAACAACCUGUCCUAGUUCUGUUGAUGUAGUUGUUAUUGACGAUCACAACUAUAAAAAAACUAUUAUUCUGUUUUCUUUUGCAGUUAUACAAACAGAAUGUACACAGUGUUGUGGCUGACUUCAUCCCACUGAUAAUGAACACAAUCAUUCUGCAGCCGUCCCUUACUGCAAGGUGAGAACUGAAGAAAUGCGGGUUGACAUUAAUUUUGUGACAAGUUAUGAAGCACUAGAUGUUCAUUACAUUUGUUGUGUCAAACCUGGACUAUUGUAAACAAAUUUUCAAUUUCCAGGAAAUCUCCAACUUUCAAUAAAGAAGUGUAUGUAGACUUUGUUGCGGCACAGAUCAAGACACUAUCUUUCCUAGCGUACAUUAUCAGGAUUUAUCAAGACAUGGUCAAUACCUACUCACAGAACAUGGUUGGUGGAAUGCUGGGUCUUUUGCGGUACUGUCCACAAGAAGUCGCCCAUCUGAGAAAGGAGUUACUGAUUGCAGCCCGACACAUUUUGGCUACAGAUCUAAGAAAUAGUAAGUGGAAGGAUAAGUGAUAAUUUUGAAUGUUUGAUGCAGUGGUAAUUCUGGGAUUUUGAUUGGGUGAGAGGUCGGUGCAAGUAGGGUAAAGCAGAAUGGGUAGGAAAUUAGUCAUCAGACCGUCCAACUAUCCCGAUUUUGUCGGGAUUCUCCCGGUUUGGCUUGAAAAUCUCGAAUGCCAACCAAUAUACAAUGGGGAUGGGUAAUCUCAAUUUUGAUAUUUGAUCUGAUAUUUUUCAGAUGAAUUCUUAUGAUGUUCAUACAUGAACAUCUAACAGAGUGUACUUGACUAAAAUUGGUGUCCAGGAAACUUAGAAAAACGCACAAAAUAUAAAUUAAAUUUGAGUAUUUAUACAAGAAGACAUGUAAAUAAAAAUAAGCAAAAAAAAUGGCAAUCGAUUUGUGCAAUUUAGCGAACAUUUAAGACCAAAUCGUCCUCUCAGAACGCUGAAAAUGGCUUUUUAGAGCAUCAAGAUUUCAAAAUUUUUUAAGGGGAAAACCCCCCAGGCCCCCCUACCAGCUCAGCCAGUGAUUCAUCAGUGAUUAAAAAAUUUCCUGAUUUUACAUGUAAUUACUCAAAGGUUGGACUUAUAGUAGGGGCCAGGGAUUUUGAUGAUACAAGAUAAUGAGGCAUCCUUCGCUGUUUUCCCCAUUUUCACUCUUACUUUCUAAAGUUUAAAACUGAGUUCCUUCUGCUGCACAAAACAGAAGCAAAGAACCACUGAACAAUAACAAAGAAUAACACAGGAUGGAAGCAUCAUAAAUCUAGGAUUGCAGCUACACAUGUCCAGUAGUAUGAAAGAAUACACACACUCAGAUGGUGGGCAUCAUCUGUUAAAAUCUUUCCAGCCUUUUAUCAAGUCAUUCCAUGCCUUUUCUACAGGAUUUGUUCCUCACAUUGACCAGUUGUUUGAUGAAGAAGUGUUAAUUGGAAAGGGCUGGACAACCAAGGAGUCAUUGCGUCCCUUAGCUUACAGCACUCUUGCUGACCUGGUCCACCAUGUGCGCACUCAUCUUCCACUCCCUCAUCUGUCAUUGGCUGUCCACAUGUUCUCUAAGAAUGUCCAUGAUGACUCACUUCCUGUCAGCAUUCAGACAAUGUCAUGCAAGGUAAAAUAUUUAUGCAAGUAAAGUAUGCAAGUCUCCAUGCUACACCUUAUUGCAGCAAACAUUCAGUAGAUUCACCCUGAUUGUUAUUGCCUCUGCCAUGGCAGACCAGAAUUUUAAGGCUAGUCGCUAGAACUAACUUUCAGUGCCUUGUCAAUGUUUUUAACUGGCGCUCAAGGAAUUAGUUUUGUUUAAUGUUUUGCGUUUUAUUUCAAGAAGAAACUUACCCCUUAAUUUGUCGAAGUUUUUAAUCUCCACAGAAAAUAAUAUUUCUAAAAAAAAGAAAAUCUUACAAGUAUUGACUGUUUACAUUGUACUGGUGAACGAAAUCACUGCUGUCGGAAGGUUUGAACACUUUUGUUCUGAAGUGACCUGUUAUGAGCAACAUGGCGGCGAGCUUUGCACGUAACUGCUUGCUAAGGCUUUGUACGUGGAAAGGUGGUCGCAUUACAGGAUGUUCAAUCCUCAAACUAAGAGAGCUAUCUAUUUAACAAAAAGUCCUUUUUAACUAAAAUGCCUAAGCUACAUGAUCUUUUAAUGCCUUUUUUACAUAGAUAUCUCAGUGACUUUUGCCUUCGUUCAUGAGUAUUAAAAAUGUCUUUGCUUUGUUUCUUUGUGUUUUGCUGUUAAGGAAAAAUUUUACAGACACUUCGUGAAACCAAACCAGUCACUGGUUGGCUCACGUAUAAAAAAGUUAAUUGGAUCCUGCACCACUGUUCUCAUCAAAAUCAUCAUUGCUAUUAAUUUUAUUGUCUGUUGGACUCUGUUGGAUAAUAAUUACCGGUAUUUUAAUAUUUUAUGCUUCUUUUCAAAUUUCUAGCUCCUUUUGAAUCUUGUGGAGUGUAUUAGACAGAAGAGUGAUGAACAGGGAACAGUAUGUACACUAUAAUGAUUUGAUGACACUGUUUGCUUGAUAAAUUGUGUUUCCUCUUUGGUUUUGAAGGUCUAUCUAAAAAUGACUUCUCAUCUUCUUGUGUUUUUUUUAGGGACGAGAAAUUCUUAUGCGAAUGUUAGAGGUGUUUGUGAGGAAAUUCCAGUCAAUUGCUAAGCACCAUGUCCCAGCUAUCUUCAACAGAUGGUAUGGAAACUUGAAACUGAAAUUUUCUCAACCACUACUGAGAAUAUUUACAUGUAUUGUGGUACUUUUAACAAAAUGGAGCACCAAAUUAAAUUUUGAGGGGGGCAUGUAAUGGUCAUUAAUUUGCUUCCAUCUGUUGUGUUUAUUCGAGUUUAUACUACGGUACUUGCUGGUCAGUAGUCCCCCAUUCUUUCUUGCUGUCUUUAAAUUGUUGACUGCAAAAUAAAUGGAUUUUGUAGCCCACAGAUGAGUGAGCUUCAAGCACAACAACCAGCAGCUCAACAAUCCAGCUCUAAUCCAACUACAUCUUCUUCUGCUAAUACCAGCAGCACAGCUUCUGAGCGCAGCUCUUCAUCAAGUGCCACUGCAGCCUCAGGAGCAUCAAGCUCAACAACAAACGGUGAAUCACAGUCCACAGAGAAGCAGGAACAAGAACCUGUCAAGGUAAAGGGGAUAUUCCUUUAGUCCUGCUAAAUUCAGUUUUAGAUUAAUUUAUUUAAUUAUACAGAGGGCCACAAGUUUGGAAAGGGCGUUUAGCUAUUUAGUGUUACCCUCACUAAAUCAACUCACUAAAUCAAGUGUCUACUUACUUGCUUAACUUAACUUACUUACUGUACUUGUACUUACUGACUGACUGACUUACUUUCCUCACGUACUUAUACCUGCCAACUUUUUCUGAGAUAUAAGCAUGAGAUUUUUAUCCUGGGAGUGCUGGGAUUUUUGAAGACGACACGAUCAUUUCCGAAGAUUUCCGAAGAAGUCCGAGGUCUUCCGAAUAAUUCCGAAGACUUCCGAAGACGUCCGAAGUCUGCCGAAGGCAAAGUUAUCGAGUCCCAGUCUUAGGACGCGUAUAAACGCGAGCUCGCUCCCAGUGCUUUUCACUUCAAAAAUCAGAGAUCGCGAGGAAGGUAUUGUCAUUUAUUCAUUUUACACAUGGUUUUACAUGGGUCUGAGUUAACAUAUUUUUGGGAAUUGUGUCAAGCAAGACGGCAACAACUCACAUUUUUCAAUCAGGCGUGAGAAAUUGGCCCGCAAGCGUGAGCCGGCGUGAGAUCGAAGUUUUUAACCCGCAGGCGUGAGACUCACCCCUAAGGCGUGAGAGUUGGCAGGUAUACAUACUGUCUUACUGUCAAAUAAUAUUAUUUCAUCACUCUGGUGAAAGCAUACUUGGCACAGAAGCUCUUAGGGCAAAAUAUUUAAAUGUAGUUUAGCCAGUUUUAAACAAAACUGCUUUCUAAGUCAUUUUCAAUUUGCUCAACGACUUUAUCUAAACAUCAUUUAUUGAGGGCAGUUUCAUGAAAGCAUGUAGAGAAGUCUAGAAAAGCAUUUAUCUUCCUAAAACAACCCACCAAAGAAGAGAUCUGGAGGUACCAAGUUUCGGUAAAACAUGGCUUAAGAAACAUUUGGCUCUUAGUGUUUCAAAAGGAGUCUUAUGGAGAAUAUUUUUAUGUCUGUCUUAAUUCGAUAAUUAUUUAAUUUCUUACACAUCUUUGUUAGUUAUGUCAUACUCAUGGCUCUAUCAAAAUUAAUGAUAAAAUACAUACCAUAUGAUGAACUUAGCAAAUGGAUGUGUGUGUCAGUAAACAGCAAAGGUGCAGGGAAUUUCUCCCCAUCCCCACCCUCUUGAGUUUCCUUCUUGUACUCACACUUGCUCUCAGUUCACUUGUACUUGUUGUUCAACAUGUUCCUUUAAAAAACAGUAAAUGGCUGAACAAUGCCAUGAACAAUCUAAUCUCUUCCAAGUUGAGUGCCACGGCCUGAUCUUUUCUUUGAGAUUAAAAACAGCAAACUGACAUUCUGUAAAAGUGAAAAUUCAACCAAAGUAUACAAAGUCUGGGAAUUAUACUAACACAGCAUGGAGGUACUGAAGUCCUACGAUGUAUAUGAGUGGGAAUGGCAGAUGCAACUAUAACAAGUACAUGUAUCCACCACAAUGGUCACUUGAUCUGUGUGCAGGCCCCAGUGGUGGGAGAGAUAAACAUUUUUCCACUUAUUUUGUUCCACUCAGCCUGUGGAAACUUGUCGGUCAAAAAUUAGAUAAUAUAGAACAUUUGUCAACCUUAUUAACACAGCCACAUAAUUAUUGUAUUUUUUUUGGUUACAGAAAGCAGGAUCACCAAUAUCAGGUAAGGCACUUUUUCAACAUAAUCAGGCAGGUGCUACAGACUAUGUGUAUUAUCUUUCCUGCAUGUACAUCAGGGAUGUCACUAAGAUUUUGAGUUGCCAGGUAAAUACAACAAGUAGGCAUGGAAUCAAACAGCUGGAGAUUUUUUAAAAUUCUAUUUUCCUUCCAUUUUUUUUGCUGUGUUAGGCCAAUUCUAUGCUGAAAUCAUUACCUAGUACUUUUACCCGUACAGAAUGCUCUUACAUGUACACAAGAAGAUACCAAACAAAUUUCACUUUGAAAUAAUUUUAGCAGGCAUUAAAUCUGAAAAAGUUGGCCCGAAAUUUUCAAGCUUCAAUCCAUGUGCAUCCUUGUCAUCCAUUGCAAUAGACAACAGGAAACAGUUUCAAUGUCUAAAUAAUAAUAUAUUCUUAAAUAACAAAAGUUGACCAUUAUUUUUGGAAUUCAAUUGUUGUGAAAAAAGUUUAAGCUUUUUGAAAAGAUGGCAAAUACCAUGGCACAGCUCCCCAUAAUGACAGCCCUGAUGAUGGUUGCAGAGAAUACAAAUUACUGACUGAUGAUGACUUUUUUCUAAAAGCAUUUUUAAUGUUUGGAUUUUAAAGGUCCUAGUCCCACGACCACCUUCUCAGUUCCUGACUGCCGCAGUAUGGUGAAGACGCUUGUGUGUGGUGUCAAGACGAUCACUUGGGGUGCUGGUUCAUGCAAGCUGUCGGGAAGUGCAUGUAAGUAACAUAAUUACAGUAAAUGAUUAGUUAACUGUUGAUGAAGGGAGCAAAAAUAAGGAAGUGGUGAGAGCAACCUGCUCAUAAGAAAGUGCUGCUAAGGAGCUUUCAUUUGAAAUAGUGGUUACACCAUAAGAUUCAUUUUUCAUCCACACGUUCAAAAGAUAGAGCCACCUUGUAAUAAACAGCACCACUGACAGUACUGCACAGUAGCUUUGAUGCAAAAAGUCACACCAGAGAAAUUCAUCUAUACCCUUAAAAAUAAGAAAAAGUUACAGCAUAAUAAAUAUAACAUAGUCCUGAUAGUCCUGCUAAAAUAGCUUUUACUUAAAUUGUCACAAUUUCAGGUUUAAUUCAAUGACUAAUGAGUUUUAUACCACAUGUGCCUCGUUUUGUGUUUUCCUUUUAAUAUAGUAAUAUUUUUAUCAAAUGAUUCUGGGAAUUCUUAAUUUUUUUAUUUUAUUUUGCAGCUGGUGAUAUCAAUGCCCCAGCCCCAUCUCAAACAAAUAAAACAUUUCUUCCAUGGGAGACACAUCUUUUCACAAGGCUCCUGAAAUAUGGUGAGAGUUGUCGAGUUUUUUUUUAUUUGCAGACUAAGGUCUAUUUUGUGUCUCUGUAGGCUCUUAAAUUUGCAAAAAAAGUUAAGGCUCAGGGGCCAUUAAGGAGCUAGUGUGGAGUAAUUUUUUAGUUGUUUACCUACAACUUUUAUCGUUAGCUUUUAGCACUGAACCAGAUUUUUACGAGCUGGAAAAUAUUGUUGUUUGUUUAUCAGUGUGUGCUAAUGGUCUUGCCCUUGUUUUAUCAAUUUUUGAAUGAUUCAGCUUUACAAGCCCUAGACAUUUAUCAAGUGUCUGUGAAUCCUCAGACAGGACAGUACUACCUCAGACCUCCUAGGUAUGGGUAUUAAACAAGAUUGGAUUUCUUUUGCUGUUUUUCCUGUUAUUAUUAUUUUUAGUCUUGUGAAGCUUCUCUGCUGUUUAUUUACUAUUUAUGUUUGUGCCAAUUAUUUUUUCCAACCACUUGGAAACAUUUAAAAUGUGCACAUAAAUCAAGGGGGGUAUCUCGUAGCACUACCCAGGGAAAAAAAAGUCGGAAUGUCGAAACACACUGACUUUCUACACUCUUCUUGUUUCACAAAAUCUUUGUUGUUCAGAUUGACUAAUUGAGUCUAAUUUUCAAGGCAUUUUUUUGAGAUUAAUAAUGAAAAUGAAAUUUAUUUAUAAAUUAUCUUAACAAGUGAAUUCAAGAAGAUUAAAAUUAAUGGUAAAUGAAAACGACCCUAACAUCAUAUUUCACAUUUAACUGUUUUGUUUUUUGUUCUAUCAGCUCUCAACAAGUACGAAUGAAAGAAGAAAAAGAAAUCUUGGAACAUUUUGCAGGAGUUGUGAGUGUCUUUUUCCUUGUGAUUGCUUAAAUUCAUUGUUUGCUUUCAGUCAGUGUAAAAUCAAUAGUCCGCAGUCUGCAUUUUACACUGCCUUUUUUGCUAUGUGCAUGUUUAGGCUAUGACAAUAACCUGUUCUGUUUACUUGUUUUUUUUAAAAUUAGUUUACCAUGAUGAAUACAUCCACAUUUAAGGAAGUCUUUACAGCCAGUAUCAAGGUGCUGUACUUAAAUAAUAUUAUUAGUCUUAGUGUGACAAUAAUGAUAAUUUAUUAAUAUUUGGGGGUUUAAUUAGGUGUCACAUAUUCAUCAGACUUACAUUUCGUUUUUUUUUUCAGUAUCUGGUGGAAAGAAUUCACACAAACUAUGCACUUCAGGUGAGAGACAGUCAAUGAUUUUUUAAAAAAUACCAUAAAAUUCCGAAAAAAAGGCCAGGGGCUUAUAUUUUUCAAAGGCCUUUUUGAGGGGCUUAUUUUUGGAGGAUCUUAUAUUCGGAGGGGCUUAUCUACGGAGGGAAAUUUGUGUUUCAAAAUCGAUUGGGCUAGCCUUAUAGUUGGAAAUAAAUUUAUCGUUUUUGCUUUGUUUUACUUUGUAUUUGAGUGCAAUUUUCUAAGUACAAGCCCCUGGUGGGCUUAUAUUUGGAGGGGUGAUUUAACGGAGGGUUUUUUGCGUUACCAGUUUGGGGGGCUUAUAUUUGGAGGGGCUUAAACAUGGAGGGGCUUAUUUUCAGAAUUUUACAGAAGCUUAUAAUAAAUAUUUAUUUAGUCCAAGCCUUUUCAGUGAUAAGCUCUCAGUUUUGAGUAAUAUGAUCAUGAAAAUGAAUUAACAGAAUGGGUUUACUUGUAUUUAAUUAGUCGACCCUUAGUUUAAAAGUUAACUAUGAAUAAUAAUUUAUAUCAAGCUUCUGGGCCAAAAACUGACAAUUAAUUAUUAGUAUUAGCUAAUAUUAUUAGAAAAUGGGGCUAUGCCUUUAAGUAAAUCCAAGUAUUAACAGUAUAAUAAUUAUAAUUGUAACAUUUUGAAUAUACAGUUACUGUACUGAAAUUUGAUUUCUUUACAGAUUAUCCCCAACUCAUUUCUUGCAAACCCAAACACAUCAGCAACAUUUGCUACAAUCCUUGUGCGAUUUCUGCUAGACAGACUAGAUGAAAUGGGAAGUGAGUAGCACUUAUUUUUAUGUUCUAGAAAAUCAAAGAAUGUCUGGAGUAAAACCAAGAAAUGAAUUUUGGAGAUGUCAUUUUUGGGGCCAUGUAGAAAAUGUCCCCUUUUUGUUAGCCAGAAUCUGUGUCAACAUUAAGUGAGACACUUUGCUCAUAUGGGGCCUUUCUGAUGUUUUGCUAACUCAAAAAGGGAAAACUAAAGCUUUCUCUCCACUACUCCCUUGUGCAAUGGUGUGCCACUGUUUGAGCUCCUUGUAGAAAACAACUAACAACCCAACUUUGAAUGGAGGGGAAGGGAGAGGGGUGUGGAUUGGUUUGCUUUCAGAAGUUACCCCAUUUGAAGACAGUUUCUCAACGAUUUUGUUGCCAAUAAUAUUGUAGGAUUGACAUAAUAAUAAGCUUCGAAAGUAGGGCUAGCAGUAUUUUAAAAAUGACCUGUACAACUUAACUUUCAAGAAAGUUCAUGUCUAUUAACCCUUCCCAAAUUCCCAAAUGAUUUCCUCUUAAGGAUUAGUAUAAAAUCAUUUCUUAUUUGAAUGCCAGCUUGUAUUUUAGUGUAAAAUAAAAUAUAAAUAAUAUAAAAAUUAUAUAAAAUUAUAAUGAAAUAAAAUUAAUAAAACUAAUAUAAAAUUAUAAUGAUAUAUUUUUCACUUUCAGCUAACAUGGAGAGGUCCAACCUGUACCUCAAACUAUUCAAGCUUGUGUUUGGAUCAGUAUCUCUUUUUGCCUCUGAAAAUGAACAGAUGCUGAAGGUAAUUUUUUUGAUCAGAAAAAGGAGUUCUGAUGAAUGUUUUAUAAAGAACAUUCAUCCUAUUUGAAUUCUGGCCUAGGAACAGUUUAUGUCUAACAGCAUACAAUCGUGUAACUAAUGAAUUAAUUUGUCUUCUUCUAGUUCGUCUCUUAAGGGCUGUUUACAUGGAGGGAGGAAGAUUCUAGUACCAGGAAGAUCCUAGAGGGAGGAUCAUCCUAGCACCAUAUGUUUUCUGUAUUCAGUUUACAUGCAAAGGGUUGUACUUGUUCCUAGAGCUAGGAUCUUCCUAGCACUAGGAAGAUCCUAGGACCAUGUAAACUGCUUUUGCUAGGAAGAUCCUAGUACUAGGGACAAAUGCGACAAAAUGUUGACAGGUCAUUCAGUGGCUAAUCACAGCAAUAAAGGCUGACCAUUUCGUUUGGAGUAAUCCACGAGCAGAUUAUUGUGUUAAUUCAGCUGAAAGGUAGUGAUUUACGCCAGUAAAGAGAGCAGAAGGACCCAAAUUGCGUUUUUGAUUUUGUCGUCCGCCAUUUUUUAUCCCUUUUCUAACCUUCUCUACUUGGACAACUCACGGGCUCCCUCCUUGUAAACCCAACGUAAAGUUAUUCCACCUUCUAGGAUCUUCCUGGUACUAGGAUCUUCCUCCCUCCAUGUAAACAGCCCCUUAGUUGGCAUUGACAGCUGAUUAUUUUUACUUGCAGCCUCAUUUGCAUGAGAUUGUAAAUCGUUCCAUGGAACUUGCUUGUACAUCAAAGGAGCCAUACAAUUAUUUCUUACUGUUGAGAGCACUUUUUAGAUCCAUUGGUGGAGGUAAUUUUCCUGAAAUGUUCCAUAGAAUCUAUACAUACACCCACUGUAUAAUUAUGCCUCACCUCUCUGCAGUAAUCUGUUUUUCGCUUUAUCUUCACUGUGUUGUGUAUCAUGAGAUCUUCAAACUUUAGCUCUAAGAUUAUAAAUUUGUGUCUUUAACUUUGCAAUACCAAGUAGAACAUGUAACUUCUCUCUUUUCUAAAAUGGCACUUUAAAUAUAUUGGAUAAUGUUUGAAUAAAAAUUGUAUGGGAUAAUUGUACCAUUUCUGGUCUGAUAAUUUGCCGGUGUUCCUUAACUAGUUUUACUGCAUCAAUAACAGUUCUUCAUCACAAAGAAACUACAGUAUUAUUAAAGAGAAGCAUUGAACAAAGAUGAAAUUAUUUUUUCUCAUUAAUUUUCAGGAAGUCAUGAUCUUUUGUAUCAAGAGUUUUUGCCUCUCCUACCCAACUUGCUACAAGGUUAGUGUCUCAUUUCAUCUAGGCGCUAUGUAGCUGUGGUAGAAGUCUAGUAAUCACAUCAUUUAGAGGAUGAGGAUGAGGUUGAGACAUUAGUCUGUUGUAGUGUUACUGAAAUACAGUAGGAAAGUAUUCAAAACAAUAUGAAAGAAAACAGGCAAAAUAGAAAGCAAAAACAGGGGCCUUCUUCAUAGUUAUGUCAGUGGUCCACAUUCACCUUUGUCACUCCACUUAAUUGGUGGGUGGAGUGACUAAAACAUACAUAUUGAGUAGUCUACCACUUGUGCAUUAAACAUAGCUGUCUAAAUUUGGCCUUUGAUUUACAUUGAAAUGAUUGUCAAGCAUAUAAUGGCAUCAUAAGGGCAAAUUUUGGAAUUACCAUUUAUUAAAUUAAUGAACCCUUCUUAACUUUGCUUUCCAUUAAUUGCUUGCCUUUUGGUUUCUAAGGACUGAACAACCUUCAGAGUGGUAUCCAUCGUCAGUACAUGAAAGACUUAUUUGUUGAGUUGUGCCUCACAGUGCCUGUCAGGCUGAGGUAAGAUGGGAGCUUAGAUAAUGCUUUGGCCAGAGAUGAAUAGCAGCAACAAUGCCAACCAUCACACAUCAGCCUUGUGUUUAAAGAACAUAGUGUGCAUAUUGCAUUCUUUCUUACAUUUUUCAAGAACUAAAGAUGUAAUAAAUCAUCAGUAGUAACACUAAAAAAAAUUUCUUAUGGGAGCCCGGGAAAAUGAAUGUCAAAUUUUUACCAAAUUUCAUCUUACGCAUAAAAUUUUCAGAAUUUUACCUGAGUAAUCACAAUUCUUGUGAAAUUUGACAUUCAUUUUCUCGGACUUCCAUGAGAAAUUUUCUUUGGUGUUACUGCAGAUGAUUUAUCACAUCUUUAGCCCUUGAAAAAUGUAAAAAAGAAUGCAAUAUUGUUUAAAUUAUUCUGUUACAAGGCUUUUGUCCACUGAAAAUGAAAAUUACUCAAUUUCCUGAUGGAUUCCGUCUUAAUUCACGUUUCCUAUUUACAUUAUUGAAACCUAUAAACACAAGCAUGUAAAUGAGAUCCAGGUUGUUUUAAGAUUCCCUUUUUGUCAAAAAUGCUAAGUUGUAUGGAGUGUACUGGUAAGUAAUAGAUCAUUAAAGGUAUAACGGGCCAGCUCAAGAUUCCCAUUGAAAGCUGCUGAUUUUUUCCUUUUCAGCUCCUUGUUGCCAUACUUGCCUAUGCUGAUGGAUCCACUUGUUUCUGCUUUAAAUGGAUCCCAGACACUUGUUAGUCAGGUAUUAAAAACUUUUCUUGUUACCUGGGUCAGGGUUGUCACUAAGAUUUUAAGUUGUUGGGUAUUAAACAAUUACUCCUCAAGCCCAAACGGGCUAUUGACGCAGGACGAGAGGAGUAGGACGAGAGGAAUAAUAAUUUAUUGUUUUAGUAAAAUCCAACUAGAAUAUCGAGACAAAACAACUUUAGCUAGUUAAAGCUAGACUUUAAUCCUUUUUUUUGGUGCCAAAAAUGUGGUGCUUUACGCUACCAGUGGGCUAUAACAUGUAGCCUAGUAGUAGCUCAACCAAUCAGAAUGCAGCACUGAUAAUAGACCACUAGUUGGACUUUACCAAAUGCAAUUACUAGGCGAUGAAUCAAACAGCUUGGAAGUACUUGUGGUCCUAUUUUCCUUUUGUUUCCUAUGAAAGUGGCCUGGAGUUAUGUUGAUAUUAGCUGGGUGAAAUCCCUCUCCGUCGGCCCUUAGUAACACUAUGUUAAGUUCAGCUGGCAAACAAAAUGAUUGACUUUUCCUUUUUAACAUUGUAUGAUAACCAGGGCUUACGGACACUGGAGCUGUGUGUAGACAAUCUUCAACCUGACUUCCUGUACGACCACAUUCAACCAGUGAGGGCAGAACUUUUCCAAGUAAGUUGACUUUGAAGAUAAUAAUACUCUUUCACGCUGUUUAGUGAGCAUACUUAAGCUUAACUUUCGUUUUGAUAGUUCAAGUACUAGGACAAGAAAAGUCCUGUGUUUAGUGAAUAUCAAUGGAAAGUCAAUCACCAGCCCCUGUUAGUGUAAAAUUCCGACAAGCGACAUAAGACAGCAGCGACACAAAAGAUGAGUUUCAAAAAAGUGCAAAUACAAAGCAAAAUACUGACAGCAACAUGAAUCCUCCUCAAUAUGCGAAUUGACAGGUUUUGACAUUUACACUAGGGAAAUACAUACCCCCCCUCCCCCCGUAAGGGGGCCUUGAUCACAAACACAAGCACAAGAAAAGAAUAAAAAUUUGACCCUUGUUCUUAUACAUGUACAUGUUAAAAUCAAGGCCAGUUUUCAGGAUGAUAACGACUUUCUUAUGCUUAUGCUUGUGCUUGUGCUUUUGGGGCUAAUGAAAACCGGACUUGAACAAAACUUUAUUGAAUUCCAUUAAUAUCUUAACAUUUUUGCCACCAAAUGUUAUUUAUUCAGGCACUUUGGAAAACUCUUCGCAAUCCACAUGAUAGUAUUGCUCAUGUGGCCUUCAGGGUUUUGGGCAAAUUUGGUGGCGGUAACAGGAGAAUGCUCAAAGAGCCACAGAAGGUUGGUCCUGGGCAUAGUUUGGCCCAUAAAUCAGUUUCAGGUCCAAGAAUUAGAAGUGGAAACUGCAUUUUAUUUUAACUUUCUGCUUAAAAUUAUCCUUUCCUCUGGAGUGAAGUGCUCAUAAUUUCCAGCUCAAAAAAAAUCGUAUAGAUUUAAGCUUAAGGGCGUUCAAAUUUCCUAACAGCACCACAGUUUUCUAGGUUUAAUACAGCAAGUAAUGAGAUAGUUGAUAUAACGUGUUGUCAUGCCCUUUUUUGCAUGACCUAUGCAGUGUAAAUGCCUUACUUUGAAUUAAAAGAAAGUGUUUUUGCUUCUUAGCUAAGGUAUAACAGUGCAGAAACAUCAGGACCAUGCCUGUCAAUAUUUUAUCCAGAAAGCACCAAUCCUGUUUCACUUCCUGUUACUAUGGUAAGGCGAGUGUAAUCUUUAAAUGUAACAAAGUUAAAAGACAGCGCUAGAGCUGACUUUUUUCUUUUUACAGUGUAGUACAGUCAACUCUCUUUAAGACAGACGCCUUUGGAACCGGGAGUAAGUGUCCGUCUUAGAGAGAUAUCCGUCUUAUAGUGAGUCAACUAAACAAGUAAAGAAAGGCUGGGACAAACUUUAGGGGUCCGUUUUACAGAGUUGUUCUGUUUGUCUUAAGGAGGUGUCCGUAAGGAGAGAGUCGACUGUACAUGUAUUUGGAAGCAUGAUUCGUACCUAACAGUCAAAGAAAGUCGUCAAGAGUCAAAACCGUUGAAAGAGAAAGGAAGAAUUCUCUGGUUUGCAAACAGAGCCGUAAAUGUUUAAAGGACAGUGAUAAAUAUUGUCUGUUGCAGGUUAUUGAGAAAGCAUUGACAGUGCUGAAAACACUUCCACCAAAUAUGACGGUUAUUCCUCAGCAGUCUCCAAUGCAAAUCGACCACACUGUGUUUUACCGAGAACAGGCCUGGCUGGUUGUGCAGGUAAUGAUUAUAGAGACGUUACGAUUGGAUUACCUGCACGAGAUUGGGUUUACAGCACUCUGAUUGCUUAAACCCUUAGUUUUCAUUAACCUGUUCCAAGCAUUCAGAUUAUGGAGACAGUAGCCUGGUUACAGACGUCACCUGCUUCAAAUAGGAGAUGUCUGCAUGCAGUCUAGGGGAUUAUGCAAAGGGAUGUGAGCAGAAAAAAAUAGCGAGGGGUGUGGUAGGGUUUGAGUUUUCUUCUCUCUUCUUCAGUUCUUCCUCUCUUCCACGCAGGCUACCAUAUGACGAAUUGAAAACAAGGUUUUGAUUGUUUUGAACAUUUGAAACAGCUUUUGAAUACUGGUAUACGUAAUGUGAACAAAUUUGCAUGUAACGGUACAUGCCAAAAUCCUUGUAAGAUAUCCUUAAGUCAUGAGAGUUGGAACAUUCCAUCUUUUUUUUUACAGUCAUUUCUGAUCGCCAUGAUGUCACUGGAAGACACUGAAUCGAUUUUACAUCAAGUUUUGUCACACAGAAGGUAUUUCUUUCAUCAUUUCCACUUCAUAUGAUUAGCUUGCAAAUGUCGUUGCUGGCAUAUUUUUUACAGUAUUGUAAUCAAGCCUUUUAAAAUAUAUGAACAAUUUGUUGCACUCUGGCUUUUCCUCAGCUUUAGAACAGAAAAUCCUCCUACUGUAAACAAGACAGCUGUGCCACCGUGUAUUGAUGAGCUAUCCAAGAAGGUGUUUGAACAAGCUAUCACUGGGGUUUUGUGUAAGUAUCUUAAGGGUCUUGGAACAAUACCGAGCUUUUGAUGCCUUUUAUCACAAAAUAAUAAGUAAAUAAAAUCGGGUUAGAUUCAGUGUCCGAGCAAAAUGUAUGAGCCCUCAUUUUAUGAAGAAUUUGUUGAGUUUGAACCUUCAUAACUCUGUCUUUCACUACGAAACAAUAAAAGGUUGUAAACUUUGUGUAAACUGUUCUUUACAAUUCUUAACACAUUGGCAAAACUCAGCAUUAAAUAGUUUUGUCUGAUUCGUAUAUAUUUUGUAUUGUAUUGGUACAAGAUGGUGAUACAUAAGUGUUUUUCUUGUCAUCGUCCAUAAGUACACAAGACAUUCAUGGUGAUGAGUUCUUAAAUAAGUUGCACAUCAUGGUUAUUUUAGCUCUUCCUAUCAUUGCAGCACAUGUGGUUAACUAUUGUUACCUUACAGCCUAGUGGCUUCAGCUUCGAAUAAUGAGUGAAUUUUUUUUGGUCCUUGCGGAGUACAAAAAAGGUACCAUAGGUGUCGACUUUUUACAUAGAAUGUACGUGUUGUUUCUUCUACUCCUCUUUUUAUAACAGUGCAUUGGUGUUCCUCAUAGAGGUUUCACUGGACAUUUUGAGGCAAUCAUGGUUCUUGUUUUUUUGCCAAAUAAAAACACCGUUCAUUGUAUCAUUUGAUGUGAAAUGAAACCUGUAUCUCAAUGUAUAUUUUCUAUACACAAAUUAUGAAUAUCUCAAAAAUGAUCACAUCAGUCAGGAUUAUUAACCUAGCUUAACUCUUGCAUUGAAACUGUAUUUAUUUUGUUUUUCAUAUUGAUAGUGUCUGGUACUAUAAAGGAGCUGAAGGCAGCAGCAGUACCAUUUGUUUCACACCUUGUGCGACACUUCACCAUCGUGGGCGUGGUGCAACAAGCUGGGCCCUGUCCAAUAAAACCACAGGCUAGGUGAAUCAUAGCAAAUAGCGCUCGAAACUUCAGCUUCUCUAUCUCCCUAUGGUGGCCAAGCUACCUUGUCAACUCAGUUGAUAAAACAAGAUCUUUGAAUUUCUUUUCCCCACCGAAGCAACACCACAGUUUGUUUAGAAACUAAUCCCUUCAUUCAUCUCGCUCUGGAGCACCUGUUAAGGAAAGCGCUGCUGUUCGUUACUCAGUUCUUACAUGGAAGACGAGUUUGCUUCCGUUAGCUAUGUGUUGGUGUGUCUCAUUUCAAAAUUUUAACGGAAAUCUAUCAUUAAAUUCAUGUUACACCAAGGUACAGUUAACUUGGUGCUUUAGCUGUCGAUGGAUUGAAUACUGGUUUCCAGCUUAAUACCUUGGGCGUUAAAACCGUUUUUAGUUUGCCAUUUGUUUUCCAUGAGUGGGCGAAAUAUACUUUUAAUUAAUUUUAGCAUUUAAGAAUAAAAUAGGGUAGAGAACACACUUUACAACAAGAUAUUUGUAGCCGGUCACCCAUCCAGUUCCUAACCCCACCCUUCAGGGCUUAACUUGAGUUGUGCUAUGCACGCUGAGUUUUGUGAGCCUUUGCGAGACAUAUUCCUGUUUGCAUGUUAUUCAGUGUAUCAUAUAAUUGUUCUUUAAUCACAUAGGAACCGUAGAGGAAUGGAUAUUCAUGUCAUGGUAGAUGCAAUAGCAGCCGUGAUGGCCAUGGAGGACAAAGAAUUCUACAAAGUUGGUGAACUCGCAGUGGCUGUUAUGAUUGAAACUGCAUCUGCCAUAACCGGAGAUGGUUACAAGGUAAUAAGCCUUUCCAUGAAAUGAGGGUUGAUACCGAUCGGUCCUUGCCUCAAUACAGUAAAACGCCGCGAAGAAGAACCUAGAUGUUUUGAAGUUUGGCAAAAUAGAUUCUUAUAGUUUGGAGUACUUAUUGGAAGUUUAGGCUAAACAGGUUCUUAAUUUUUAUGAAGAAGGAUACUGUUGUUGAUUCCAAGAAAUUGCUAUAAAUGGUAUUUGUCCUUCAUAACAGGCAUUUAUUUACCAAAAAUCUAACAAAACUAGGUUAACAGCUAGAAGAUAUGCAGCUUUCAACGAUGGUUGUACACAUGAUACAUUUAUUAUAUAUGUCAAAAUGUUUUUGAAAGUGUAGUCUAACCCUACAUAUAAGAACCUGUUGAUUUUCUUGGCGAAACUGGUUCUUAUAUUUUGGACUAUUAAAAUGACAAAUUUCUGCCAGCACGUUCUUAAAUCCUAGGUUCUUCUUCGCGGCGUUUUACUGUAGUCCACAUAGCUCAAAAAAAGUUUGUGGUAGCUCUGUUGUAAUGUUGACUUGAAAAAGUUGACAGCAACGAUGUCUUGUCACUGAUUUCUCUAUUGGUUGCCUGGUUGUAACGUACAUGUUACAUAAAUUUAUGCCACGAUCACAGUUCAAUGAAAGUGAUUGACUUAAAAAAAGCAAAAAAGCUGUUGAAAGCAGAAAGCGUCCAGUGCAAGCCAGGAUUUGUUCUAGCUAAAUUUGUUUGCUGGAGCCUUGACAAUGUAUGCAUUUUUAUAGAAUGGGUUCAACUAACUUCAUAUUCAACAAAUCGAGGUCGUUAUAACAAGAAAGUGCUUUUGUUAAUUGAACUUAAUUGUGUCUUAAAAGAAAUGGAACAUGAAAAGUGAUUUGUGACUGUACUCGUAAUUUAUUUCUUUUUUAUUCUUGAAGGCUGCACGUCUGCCUUUGUUUGAGUACCUGUCAGAAAAACUAUGCGGAUGUUGUUACGAGAGGGCUUGGUUUGCCAAAAAUGGCGGGUAAGAUUUUAAAUUUAUUAUGCUAUAGUCCGCCGAAGACAGUUUAAAUGUGGUUUUCGUUUGUCUCAGAUACAUUACAAUAAUUCGAGAGAUUAAGUGCUUAUGUCUUUUGUAUAUAUUUUCUUAAGGUCAACAGUCGUGUUUAGUUUUAUGAAGUAAUGCUGGUGUUUUAUUUUUCAGAUGUACUGCCAUCAAUUUCCUGAUGAAGAGAAUGCCACUUCAGUGGGUUAUUGAACAUCAACUUAGCUUUAUCAAUGCCUUGUGCUUCGUC